Molecule: messenger RNA, 2395 nt
Organism: Xyrauchen texanus (razorback sucker)
Lineage: Eukaryota; Metazoa; Chordata; Actinopteri; Cypriniformes; Catostomidae
Gene: fam20b
Product: FAM20B glycosaminoglycan xylosylkinase
Exons: 9
Coding region: 432-1661 (409 amino acids)
Biological process (GO): protein phosphorylation
Cellular component (GO): Golgi apparatus
Molecular function (GO): phosphotransferase activity, alcohol group as acceptor
Source: RefSeq, a predicted model, not a curated record
GUAGGGAAGAGAGAGAGAGCUACAGAUACAGAAGAGACAGCAGUAGUAGUGAAUGGAGCCUUGCUGACAGACGGCUGUAUAUUUCAAUUAUCAGCACGAGCGAAAGACCGCUACAACCUUUGGGAUUUGUCCGUUUAAAGGGUCAGCGAGUCGCUCGAGGGUGAUCAAGACUGCAGAGAGAACCAUGAGAAGAGGAGUCAACGUGAUCACACCGCCUUGAGGAGACACACCUGAACAGACAGGUGGCAGCCCCGCCCUGAAGUGUCAUCCGUCCUCCCUUGUUCACAGUCCAGUGUUUUAAACUGCUACUAUCCAGUCUGGUGGUGUUGGUCAGACAGCGGGCAGUGCCAUGCCCCAGGCGUGAGUGCUUGUCCACCGGCAGACUCAGGCGAGGUGGUGGGCCCCCGGUGGGCGUCUGGCUGCGGGAGGUGAUGAAGCUAAAGCAGCGUGUGGUGGUGCUGUUCGCUGUGCUCUUUCUCCUCGGCUUAGCCAAAGUCUUCCUGCUAGAUGGAGGGGAGGGUUCGGCCGCCAGUCGUCGUGACCUCCGCACCUUCCGCAAGAUGGAGGCCAGCCUGUCUCUUGCCAAAGGAGCCCGCCUCACACACACCCUGCAGUCACCCUGGGAAGUGGCCGCCCAGUGGGUCGGGCCACGGGAGGUGUUUCCAGACGAAACACCCGAGCUAGCCGCCGUGCUGAAUGCCCUUGCCACCGCUCAUGUAGAGAGAGCAGAUGUCGGCUAUAAAGGCACCCAGCUGAAAGCCCUGCUUGUGCUCGAUGGAGGACAGAAAGUGGUUUUUAAACCCAAGAGGUACAACCGAGAUUAUGUGGUCGAGGGCGAGCCAUAUGCAGGGUACGAUCGACAUAAUGCAGAAAUCGCUGCUUUUCACUUGGACAGGAUCCUGGGAUUUAGGAGAGCACCCCUGGUGGUGGGGAGGUUUAUAAAUCUGCGUACAGAGAUAAAACCAGUAGCUACAGACCAACUGCUAAGCACUUUUCUGAUGCACGGAAAUAAUUCAUGCUUCUAUGGGAAGUGUUAUUACUGUCGUGAGACUGAGCCUGCGUGUGCAGAGGGGGAUAUAAUGGAGGGAUCUGUUACCCUCUGGCUCCCUGACGUAUGGCCACUACAGAAACAUAGACACCCCUGGGGACGGACAUACCGAGAGGGCAAACUUGCCAGGUGGGAGUAUGAUGAGAGCUACUGCGAGGCUGUGAAGAAAAUGCCUCCUUAUGAUGCCGGUCCACGGCUACUGGAUGUCAUCGACACAGCCAUAUUUGAUUACCUUAUCGGCAAUGCUGAUCGCCAUCACUACGAGAGUUUCCAGGAUGAUGGCGGAGCCAGCAUGCUCAUCCUUCUGGACAAUGCUAAAAGUUUUGGAAACCCUGCUCUGGAUGAGAGGAGUAUUCUCGCCCCUCUUUAUCAGUGCUGCAUGGUCCGUGUUUCCACCUGGAACAGGCUAAACCUGCUAAAAGGAGGAGUGUUGAGUUCAGCAAUGCAACAGGCCAUGGCCCACGACCCUGCCUUUCCAGUGCUGACAGGGCCACAUCUUUCCGCACUCGACCGACGUCUCAAUGGAGUGCUCACCACUGUGAGGCAGUGCAUGGAGACACAGGGUGUAGACAACACUCUGAUCGAGGACCGCAUGAAUCUGCCUCAUCCUUAAAGACAUUGAAGAUCAGAGGUGGAGAGAAACAAGGUGAAAAUGUGUUUGUGGAGCAUUGAACAUUGACGCUUAAUGAACAGGUUCCUUUCACAUUCCCUUCAGGCUGCGUAGCUGGCGACCUGAAUGUCACCAGAAGCCUUAGGAGAUGACUUGAAGGAGAAUGUGGAGCUGUUUGUUUUUCAAUGGAUUAGUUCAAGCCAGACCACAGGCGCAAAGAAUGUACUGACCUUAGCACACUUUCUAGAGUUCUCUUUUUCUUGCUCUCUGGAUAGAGUGGGGAAGUCUUGGCCAACAUUUCCUAUUAGUGUUUUUCCUUCUGGUUUGUUUUCAGUUAACUUUUGUUUUUGCCAUCCAGGGCCAGUUUCAGGAGGACUGGAACAGUACUUUCAAUUUGAUAUCUGGGCUAACAUUAAGACUCAGGAAGAUGAAAAAUGUUCCAGGGGUUAGUCACCAUUGCACGUCAAAUGAGGGAACGCAAGACUAUUAACAGACUUUUUGAAAGUUCUUUCAGAACUGACUGAUUAAUAAUAUUGACCUAAAGAGAAAAUGAGUUAUGAUUGAUUCAUUGUGUUCGUAUUGUACAGAGCUGGUAUGUUAUUGCUACUGAUGUUCAAUGAAGAUGGAAACAACAAAGCAUUGAAAGGCUGCUGUGAGAAAUUUUCAACAUUAAAAAUUAAUAUUUAAAUCUUACUAAAGUUUACUCAUGAAGUGUAUGAGCCCUUUGUUCACAGAUA